Acaulospora morrowiae is the source of this 1881-nucleotide messenger RNA. NCBI's taxonomy places the organism in Eukaryota, Fungi, Glomeromycota, Glomeromycetes, Diversisporales, Acaulosporaceae. The record is from the annotation of a GenBank genome assembly.
AUGUCUGGCUUUAAAAGUAAAGAAAAAGGUGCGGGAAAAUGGGUUCAGAAACAGGAACAACAAACAGAUUCGGAGAAACGUCAGUGGGCAGCACUCCGUCGUCGUUACGAGUGGAAAGAUUCUUAUGAUGAAACUGGUAUUGCUCCAAGGGAUGAGGAUUUGGAGAAUGAGCUCUUUGGGGAAGAAAACCAUGUACACACGGGCAUCAACUUUUCAAAAUAUGAAGAAAUCAAAGUUAACAUAAAAAGUGCAGAUGGGGUACAAAUAGAACCUAUAAAUUCGUUUGAUGAGUCCAAUCUUCACAAAGUUAUGAAAGAAAAUAUCGAAUUGGCCAAAUAUAAAGUCCCAACGCCCGUUCAAAAAUAUUCAAUUCCGAUUAUCACAAGUAAAAAAGAUCUUAUGGCAUGCGCCCAAACAGGAUCGGGGAAGACGGCAGCUUUUCUUAUACCAGUAUUGUCACAACUUUUUGGGAAGAGGAACCUCGCAGCACCUCGGCAACAACCUGGCGUACUACGUAAAAUUAAAUCCGAGCCCCUAGUCUUAAUAAUUGCACCUUCUCGUGAGUUGGCGACCCAAAUUUUUGACGAAUGUCGCAAAUUUACUUAUAGAAGCAUGAUGAGGCCAUGCGUGGUGUAUGGUGGCGCGGAUCCAGCUCUGCAGAAAGAAGAAUUAGCGAAAGGUUGCGAUGUGCUUACUGCGACACCGGGUCGAUUAAAGGAUUUCUUAGAAAGAGGUAUAAUUAGCCUUCGCAGGGUCAAGUUUCUUGUGCUUGAUGAAGCUGAUAGAAUGCUGGAUAUGGGUUUUGAAGAUGAUAUUAGAAUAAUCGUGCAGAAGUCGGAUCUUGUUAAUGAUGGCGAUAGACAGACUUUAAUGUUUUCAGCUACUUUUCCGAAGAAAAUCCAGGAUCUUGCUCAAGAUUUUCUGGCAAAAGGAUACAUUUUUCUCACGGUUGGCCGUGUCGGUGGCACUACAAGUGAUAUCACACAAAAGAUUUUAUACGUUGAAGAAGAGAAAAAACGGAAUCAGCUUGUUGAAAUGCUUUUGAAACAGCCUCCAUCUCGUACUUUGAUUUUCGUUAAAUCGAAACGUGGUGCGGACUCUCUAGAUGAGUACCUUUACAAUCAGGGAUUUCCAACUACCAGUAUUCAUGGAGAUCGUACCCAACGCGAAAGAGAAGAUGCGCUAAUAUCUUUUAAGAAUGGUCGAGCUCCAAUUCUGAUUGCUACAUCAGUAGCAGCGCGUGGAUUAGAUAUUAAAAAUGUUAUGCACGUUAUUAACUAUGAUCUAUGCGAACAAAUAGAUGAAUAUGUUCAUCGGAUUGGCAGAACCGCUCGUGUGGGAAAUAAGGGUUUGGCGACUAGUUUUUAUAAUGAGAAUAAUUCAGACAUUGCGUACGAAUUGGUGAAAAUACUUAUGGAAUGUAAUCAAGAAAUCCCUGAUUUUUUACAAUCACAUGGAGACAUGCCAAAUGAUGAGUAUACUAGGGUUGGUACAAGUAAUGUUUACGGAAGAGAAGAUUACAAAGGAAGACCUAUCACGUGGGAUGACAGUAGAAAUAAUUACAGAAAUAAUCAAAAUCGGGAUGCAUCAUCUCCGAGAAGAUUUCAGCAGUCAAAUUUCUAUGCACAGGGCCCACCGCUAAACAGUCCACAAUAUGCAUCACAACCUGAACGUGGCUUCCCGGUGGUCAAUCUACCAAAGGCAAAUAAUCAAUAUAAUUCAGAAAUAUCACAUGGAUAUAGUUCACCUCACAUGAAUCAAAAUUUUAAUUCUGAUGACGAUGGCAGCAGGAAUCGGCCAUUGCCUGGGAACAACUGGGAGCCAUCUGUUCAACAGGAAGCACAAAAGCAAUGGGACCCAAAUGCGGUACCGUGGAAAUGA